Molecule: messenger RNA, 1306 nt
Organism: Carya illinoinensis
Lineage: Eukaryota; Viridiplantae; Streptophyta; Magnoliopsida; Fagales; Juglandaceae
Exons: 1
Coding region: 112-885 (257 amino acids)
Source: RefSeq, a predicted model, not a curated record
UCUACGUCCUAACUUCAAGUUUAAUGAACCCAAACAUCGCAAAAACCUCUUAAGCCCCGGAACUGUUCUCGCGUUAAUCAGCCUAGCCUCUCAAUCUCUAAUUCCUUAAACAUGUCCAAAUAUCCACCAACUCCCAUGAUCUGCAAAUUAUCUUCCAAAGAGUAUCCUCAAAAAGCCAAGGGAAUUUCCUUCUUUGCCUUUCUUCUCUCCAUUUUUGUUUAUAUUUCUGUCUUUUAUACCUUCAAUAUAUCUCCUUCUACUGUCUUCAACACCACCAAGUUCUGGUUUUUCAUUUCCAACACUCUCAUCCUCAUCAUUGCUGCUGACUAUGGUACUUUCUCUAAUUCGUCCAGAGAGAAACAUGAUCUUUAUGAAGAUUACAACAUGAUGGUGAUGCAUAGCCAAGUGAAAAAUAACGUUUCAUCCUUCGUUUCACGAUACCCAGAUCAUGUUGUUAAAGGAAGUACUACCGAUCCCAAGCAAGAGGACGUUGAUGAUUUGCAAGAAAAGAAAGAAAUAUUAGCUGAAGAUCAAAGGGAUCAACAUUUAUACCCAGAGAGUAAAUCUAUCAUGGCCAAUAUUAGUACUCAUGAUUCGAAAAAGCCUAGAAAUCAUGAAAACUUGCAAGAAAAGAAGGAGGUUCUUACCCGACAAGCUGAUCAUGAGAUUUAUGCAACAAAGCCAGCAAAAGACAAACUUAUCGUACUGAUUCAUGACGAGAGCAAGAACAUGUCAGAGAAUGAUGAUCAAAAGCAUGAUGAACCAAGUGAUGAAGAUAGUGAGUUUUCAACCAUGUCUGAUGAGGAACUGAACAGAAGAGUUGAAGAGUUUAUUAAAAGCUUUAAUAGACAGAUUCGGCUUCAAUCAUACAUACAAGAAAAAUGAGUAUUUAUGUCCUAUUUAUGACAAGAAUAUGCUCAUUUUGACAAAAAAAAAUAUAAGUACUAGUCGCAUGUAACUAAACAGUUUUCUUAUAAUCUAUCAGGAAAUUGCAGUAAAAUAUAAAAUAGCAAUAGGAAAAAAGUCUUCCCUAGCUAGUUUUUCAUGGAACAUGUGGAGACUUGUAAAAAAACAUGAGUAGUUUGCUUCCUUUUUUUUUUUUUUUUUUUUUUUUUAGUUUUUCUUAUUUAUGUUCUAGUUUGAUGAUCUGUCCUGUAGUACGUCCUUUUUUCUUUUCCCCAUGUAUUUUACUUUGUUUUUGUUAUCUUUCCAUGUUGGUUAGUGUAAAUGCCUUGGACUUUUGCAUGUUGCAAGCUAGCUAGAGCUGUCUUUCUGCAAUAAAAUACCACCUUGGUUUCCUUUUUUA